AUGUUUGAGGACCAGCCUGAAAGAGCUCUUGAAACUUGCCCAUCUGCUGAGACCGAGGCAGAUGAUCCCAGCCACCUCCAAGUCACUCUCAAGAGUCAUCAGAAGCAUGCCCUCGCUUGGCUGUCAUGGAGAGAGGCACAAAAAAAUCCAUGUGGAGGAAUUCUUGUUGAUAAGACGCGGCUUGGGUAUAUCCAGACCAUGAUCUCACUGGUACUCCUGAAGAAACAGGAGGCACAUAAAGAAUCAGAAAACCCUUGCACCCUAGUGAUAUGCCCAGCAUCCAACAUGGACCAGUGGGCCAAGGAGGUUGAACGUUUUUGCGAGCCUGGCCAACUAAAAGUCUACCUGUACCGUGGAACAAAUCGGGAAAUCAGCCCAGAGAAACUGGCCAAGUAUGACAUGGUCUUCGCGAGCUAUAACCAGGUUAGGAGCGAUCUUAAACCACUUCUGAAGGAUGACAAGGGAGUGAAAGCGUUGAAGGAUGAUGAAGCAUCAACUGGUAGCAAAAAUCAACCAGCCUUUCUGCGUGAGUCCUGGGAUCGCAUCAUCUUGGAUGAAGCGCAUAACAUCAAGAACCAUAUACGCCAGACGGCCAUUACGAUCUGUCAGCUGAAGGCCACGGCACGAUGGGCUGUAACAGGCUACCCUAUCCAGAACAACACCAUGGAAUUGUUCUCACUCAUCAGAUUCUUGAGAUGUACACCAUUUGAUGAAUAUCAGGUGUGGAAGAGACAAGUAGAGAAUGCAGGAUCGACCAAAUUAGCGACACUUCGAAUCCUGGUCAAGAGUUUAGUCUUACAGAGAACCAAGUCUAGCAGUGGGAAUCCAAUCGCUUCUCUGCCGAAGAAGAAGAAGAAGAAGAAGAAGAAGAUGAAGAAGGAGAUACACUCAAUAUGUCUGUCGAGUGAAGAGAGAAAUAUCUAUGAUCAGCUCGUCAAACAAUACAGACGCACACCUUACAACCUGGUCAACCAGCUACGCUUGGGACAAUGCUGUGGUCAUCUUAGUUUGCUCAAAGAGCUCCCAGACCAAGAGUCGUGUGAGACGGACGGUAUCAAACUUGGCCCGGGGUCAGGUCAGGUCAAGCCUAAGACGAACUUGUAUCAACACAGCUUCUUAAGUGCAAAGAUCAAGUUUUUGAUUUAUGGACUGAAGAAGAUUCGUGCCGCAGGUCCUGCAGACCGCCCCAUCAAGACCGUCCUUGUCUCCAAGUCGACUAAAAUGCUGGAUGUGGUAGCUAGCCACCUUAAGAAGGCAAAGUUCAAGUACUGGAGUAUCCGAGGUGAUAUCCCUCCAAAGAAACGAUUUAAGGCGAUGAGGAAAUUCAACAACCCCGGGGGUCGCGAGAUCAUGCUGUUGUCGAUGAAGGCCCGUGGGCGCGGCCUGAAGCUCAUCAGGGAUAAUCACAUCGUCUUCCUCGAUAUGCACUGGAAUCCAGUUGUAGAAGACCAAGCCUGUGAUUGGAUCUACAGGCCAGGGCAGACGAGGAGUGUUCACAAGUUUGUCUGCUCCAAUACAAUUGAGGAAAAAGUAUUACAGAGACAGACAGAGAAGCGACAGCUUGCGAAUGAUGUACUCAGAGGAUCCAAGAGUAAGAAGAUGAAGCUUAGGUAGAUCUGAAAUUCGUGUUUGCUGUUCAGGAGGCACAUGAAGCAGAGUGACCCUUGGCCCAGGAGACCUUUGAUCUGGAUGAUCCUUGACUUAGAUUUGACUAUAGCUCAAAUGCUAUUUUUGUUGUAGCAUUUACUGGUAAAGAUAAAAAUGAUGUGUAUAUUAUCUGCUGAGAGUCAGAAGAACAUAAAAUUUAUGUAUGUAUAAUGAUGAAUUAUAUGAAUCUACUUUAUGUAAUGAUAAUACAAAAUAUAUUUGGUGUAGUAGGGUAAUUAGAAGACUCAGAUAUAUAUGAUGAAAAUGAACUAUACAUUACUGCGUACCUAUAAUAAAGAUAACAUUGUCACAUAACUGCAUGAAUUCAAAGUCAUAACCCUACUUCAAAUCAGGUAACAUUGAGGUAUAUGUAUGUACAUGUAUAUAUAUAUGUUGACAUUCUCAAAAAGGUAUUGAAGAGCUACGGUAUAUAACCCUGCUCUGUUGCAUUACUUUUUGAUAAACCAAUAAUUUCUCAGACUGAAGAUUUAAGAUGAGAGCUCUAUGACGUUUGGAAAAUCAUCCUUUGAUAAUAUUACUUGAAGUUUGAAGUUUUUUAGAAACAACAAAAUGUAUGUACAUCAUAAAACAAACAAUGAAAGGCAAAACAAUAAAAUACAAACUGUACAUAAUGUACAAAACAAUGAAUUACUGCAAAAGCUUAAUUAAUGCCUACAUAAAACACAUUUAUACAAAAGUUCAAGUUGUUGCUAAAAGAACACCAAAAGUUAGCACAAUUAAGUGCUAGUCGAGUUACCCCAUAUGACAUCAUCAUGUUGUCAAUUUAAGGAAUACAGUUCAGUAGAUGUUAACCCCUUAGCAACUAGAGAUUUUGUAAAAACAAUAUGAAACAUGCGCUAUUUUUCUAUGCAGAAUCCUAAAGUAGACAUCAUAAGGAUUAUGCACGUAUAACAAUAUCACAGAAGACCCUAGAACAAAUACUAUAGCCAUUGAAAACGGAAGGGCGGUUUCGGGCAGUUUAGUGAGUAAAAAGAGGGGUGGUUUUGGGCGGUUUAGUUGCUAAUGGGUUACAGUCAUUAGAAAAUCCAUAUUUUUCUUUUGAGAAUUCUUUGAUGUUUUAAACCUGGAAGACUUAUUUCAGACUUUUUCAAGAAAGGCCUGUUGCCAUCUGAGAGUAAAGCUUUGGUUUUAUUUGAAUCUUUAUUGUGGAAACACACUACAAAUUGUAAUAAUAUUGAUAAUAGUGGGUUUUUGCAUAGUGCCCAUGUCUGACAGACUUAACACUCCUGGGGAGUGUUUCCCAAAGACUAAAAUCGACUUUAAGUUGAACUUAACUAUGGCAGGCCUUUCAUGCCACUAUAGUUCCUCUAACCAUUCCCGGCAUUUGUUUCUGAAGGGAGGUACAAAUCAUGGGCAAAAAUAAUAUCUAAAGAUCAUAACUGAGAGACCAAUGGUGACAGCAACCAGUGGCAUCAAUGGCCUGCCAUAUUUAAGCCCAACUUAAAGUAGAUCUUAGUCU
Molecule: messenger RNA, 3127 nt
Organism: Strongylocentrotus purpuratus (purple sea urchin)
Lineage: Eukaryota; Metazoa; Echinodermata; Echinoidea; Camarodonta; Strongylocentrotidae
Product: transcription termination factor 2-like
Exons: 13
Coding region: 1-1614 (537 amino acids)
Molecular function (GO): ATP-dependent chromatin remodeler activity; ATP binding
Source: RefSeq, a predicted model, not a curated record